Pocillopora damicornis (cauliflower coral) is the source of this 1002-nucleotide messenger RNA. RefSeq lists its product as uncharacterized. Lineage: Eukaryota; Metazoa; Cnidaria; Anthozoa; Scleractinia; Pocilloporidae. The record is from RefSeq and is a predicted model, not a curated record.
AAAACGGUUAACCCUUUCCGUUUUCUUUAGGUAGAAAACAGGACGUCAAAAUUGUUCGCCGCAGCUUAACGACUAAUCGGAGCGACUCAGUUAAUCAAGCAGAAGCCGACACUGAUUUCAGGAAGUACAUGACCUCUAUUGUAACUGAGUCCAUAGGGACUUACUGCCUCUCCCCUGGUAAAGUCUGUGUGGCAGGACCUCGGGGACCAAGGGGAAUUCCGGGAAAUCGCGGUAAACGAGGUCCAAGAGGAUCUAAAGGAAAAACGGGAGGGAAAGGCAUUAUGGGAUCACCUGGCAAAUCUGGAAAACCAGGAAUGAAAGGAGAUGUUGGAAAUCCUGGAAUGAAGGGAGAAAAGGGCGACAAAGGAGUUCCUGGUCAUCCGGGACCUAAAGGUGAACCUGGCCAGUCCAUAUCUGCUCCAAAAGUUGAUGUUUCUCCUGCCUCACAUACAAUCACUGAGAACCAGACCGCCACGUUUAGCUGCUCAGCUGAUGGCAAUCCAAAACCCAGAGUAACUUGGAGUAAAAUGAGCGGUACAGGACAAGUCAAUAUGAACGGUCACGAUAAUACAUUGCAGAUCAAAAAUGCUACUUAUAACGACUCAGGAAGCUAUGUUUGUAUGGCCACAAGUAUCUUGGGAAAAGCUCAGAAGACGGUGAAACUUACAGUUGAAGCUCCUCCACGAUUCAUCCAUACUCCUGAGAGGUUAACUAAGGUCCCUGCGAACUCAGUUGCCUCUAUUCGUUGUCGAGCUUUUGGUUUUCCGCCACCCACUAUAGUUUGGUCAAGAGGAUUUGUCCCGUUACCGCAAGGCCGGACCACGAUUGCUAAGAAUGGCACCCUUAUUAUCGCCAACUUUGGUCCUUUAGACAGUGGUAUAUAUCAGUGUAAAGCCAGCAACAAACUUGGAUCUGUUAGUGUCCUAACAACAUUAAAUUAUGAUGAGCAAGGUCAGGAAAUAUAAGGUUUAAUUUUUUGGUUAAAAAUUUUUCAUUAUUUCA